Molecule: messenger RNA, 3429 nt
Organism: Thamnophis elegans (Western terrestrial garter snake)
Lineage: Eukaryota; Metazoa; Chordata; Lepidosauria; Squamata; Natricidae
Gene: ACY1
Product: aminoacylase 1
Biological process (GO): amino acid metabolic process
Cellular component (GO): cytoplasm
Molecular function (GO): aminoacylase activity
Source: RefSeq, a predicted model, not a curated record
CCUCCCCAGCGCUACCGCUACCGCCGCCCCCGAGGACUGUGUGGAGUCAAGUCGCGGCGAGCCGAGGCUUGAGGGAGGCGGUGGCUUCCGCAACGAGCAAAAGAGUACUCUGCUCCCUGGAGUCCAGAAGGCUAACAUGUUACCAGACUCUAAAAAGUUUGGGGAGAGGGAUCCCCAAGAAGACCCAUCUGUCACUCUCUUCCGGGAAUACCUGAGGAUCAAGACAGUCCAGCCUCAGCCUGAUUAUGAAACGGCAGUAAAAUUCCUGGAAAGAAUAGCUUCUGAACUUGGUCUACAGUGUCUGAAAGUGGAGGUCUGCCCUGAUCGUGUGAUCACCAUUCUGACUUGGAAAGGCACAAACCCACAACUCAGCUCCAUCUUACUGAAUUCUCAUACAGACGUUGUUCCCGUGUUUGAGGAAUAUUGGCAGUAUGAUCCUUUUUCUGCUUUCAAGGACUCUGAGGGAAAUAUCUAUGGACGGGGAGCUCAAGAUAUGAAAUGUGUAUCCAUCCAAUACCUAGAAGCCAUACGGAGACUGAAAGCUGAAGGAAGACAUUUUCCACGAACCAUUCAUAUGAGCUUUGUCCCAGAUGAAGAGAUUGGGGGCCACAAGGGGAUGGAACUGUUUGUGAAGACUCCUGAGUUUGCGGCACUUAAUGUUGGCUUUGCCCUGGAUGAAGGCCUGGCAAACCCAACAGACACUUUCACUGUAUUCUAUGGCGAGAAAUGCCCAUGGUGGAUUAAAGUGAAAGUAGAAGGGAAUCCGGGACAUGGAUCCAGAUUCAUUGAAAAAGCUGCUGAAAAGAUGCACAGAGUGAUCACUUCUUUCCUAGAAUUCAGAGAACAUGAAAAGCAAAGAUUGAAAACAGAGGGACAUCUCACUUUAGGAGAUGUAACAUCCGUGAACCUGACCAUGUUGAAUGGAGGUGUAUCAUUCAAUGUGGUCCCCUCUGAGCUCUCUGUUGCCUUUGACAUCCGACUCCCUCCCACAGAGGACUUAAAGGCAUUUGAGGAGCAAUCCUCAACUUGGUGCAAAGCUGCUGGAGAAGGUGUUACAUAUGAGUUCCAGCAGAAAUACACGGAUCAGACAGUUACCUCCACAGAGGAAUCUGAUCCCUGGUGGAAGGCAUUCAGUGACACCUGCAAAGCCAUGAAUAUGAAGCUGAAGUGUGAGAUCUUCCCUGCUGCCACUGACAGCCGCUACAUCAGAGCAGCAGGUCGCCCUGCAAUUGGCUUCCCCAUGAACUACACGCCUGUGCUGCCUGACCACAACGAAUUCCUGAAUGAGCAGGUCUUUCUUCAUGGGAUUGAGAUCUAUGCUCACCUCAUCCCGGCACUGGCCAGUGUCCCUCCUCUGCAAGCAGAAGCCUGAGAUCCUAGCAAAUGGCAGUGAUUUGGGGUGUGUGGUGGUGAUGGUGGGUAGGGGGAUUGGAGAGAAAAACCAAAGACAUUGAGGAGGACACUAUGAUCUUGUGUCCAAGGACUUAUGGUGCCUGAUCAUCUGUAUUUCGCCAAGAGGAAGUGGAAUUCCAGGAUCCCUGGAUGUCACACAAGGCCAAAGCAAACUGGCCAGCAUCAGUUAAUGCAACCAUAUGUAAAUGAGGGUCUUAUUGAUGUCAAUGACUUUUUCUCCGCUGCAUACUAAUGAACGUAGAGACUCUUCUUCUCAGAAAUCCAGAUGGAAAAUCACGUCUUUUUUUUACUAACAAUUCUCCAUUUGGAGAUAAAAGGAUAGUCUUCGUUGCUUCUAAAUCAGAAUCUCAAGACUGAUUUCUCACUACUAAAAUGCAAUUGAACAGGAAACUGUUACUGUCAUAUUAAUUGUCUUCCUGUUACUACCGUGCCAUUUUGCUGUGUGGUAAGAAAAACAACAUCAUUUACAUUGAUAAACCUAAGGAGAAAGGAAAAUAGAGAUGAAGACCCUGAAACUUGAGAGGUUGGGGUCAAGUGAGAGAGCUAUUUAGGCUGAUGGGGUUGUUGUGGAGUUAUUCUUCGUUCUUUUACUUUAUGUGGCUAAUACUACUACAGAAGACCAUCUCAACACUUACGUAGAAUUCUACCACGGAGAAAAUUUUUCCAACUCUGCUAUAAUACUGAGCAUUUUUCUUAGUUUUCCUAUUUAUAAAAGAUAAUCAGCUAUGACACUUAUUCUUUGCCCCAUGAGUUUUUUUAGAGGAAAAAAUGUUUUGAAAAUAAAUGAAAGGGAAUUUAGCAUAGCAACAGCACUUAGACUUAUACACUGAUUCACAGUACUUUAAGCCUCCUCUAAGCAGUACAGAGUCAGCAUAUUUUCCCCAACAGCAUGGGCCCUCAUAUUAUCCAUCCUGGAAGGAUGGAAGGCUGAUUCAACCUUGAGCCAGUGAGAAUUGAACUGCUGGCAGUCGGUGGAAUUCACCUGCAUUCUAAUCACUGCGUUACCACGGCUCUUUUUAUUAAAUAAAGUUUAAUUACAGUGAGAGACUCAGAUCUUGAAGGAGGAGUUAAGAAUUAAUACGACCUUCUUAGGAAUUUUCCUCCCUAUUCUACUACCUUAUCCUACAGGAAAAUGGGGAUGUCUCUGAAUUUUUCUCCUUGAGGAUUCACUGGCAAUACAGCUGACUGCCUUAAUUAUCUACUGCACCUGUAUUUCAGCUAAUUAUAAAUGAAUGUCAUUUGGAUUCCCUGAAUGCCAAACUUCUAGGGAUGAAAUGGAGAAUAUCCCACCAAUAGUAUGGAUGACUUUUCUCCUAAGAAUUCCUUGGGGGUGGCACCAUAUCAGAAUGGUGCAUCCUUUCCUUUUCUUUUCUAAAUUGGAAUUCUGCUUCAGUAUUAAGGACAGUAAGUAAAGGUACUGUAUGUGGCUUAAGAUAAGGAGAAACUUUCAGUCACAUUUCCUUGAAUACGAUACCAUUCUCUUAAGAAUUCGUUAACAUGCACCUGCCUCUUGAUUAUUAGCUUUUUUCCCCUCCACUCACAGCAUUAGCAAAAGCCAAACCAUCCCAUGAAAGGGGUAUUUUUCCCAGUUUUAUAUAAGAUAAUUGUUUCUGACUGGAAAGUGAGAGAAGUUCUCCAGAUAUCACAUUGACAUGUUUUAUCUCAGGUUCUCUUCAUCCAACUUGUCAUUUGUAACAAAACCUGAAUUUCUUCCAGAAGGCUUAUUUUUCAUACACGGUUGUAAUGCAAGAUCAUCCCACUGUAUAUGCACUGUCAGGUACACUUUCUAUUUUAAAUAUUGGGUAACAUCCGUUAGAAACUUCACUCAUACUUUCUAACGUCAUAGAGCAACACCUACUUAGGGGAUAUAGACAUUUCCCCCUUUAAUAGUAGUCUAUUAACCACAGGUGAUUUUUAAUAUGAAAAGCACAGAUAACAACACUGUGAUUUGUCUUAUUAUGCAUACAAUAAUAAUCUGUGAAAUUUACUGUGAAAUUAUAAAUGCUUUGUAAAGUC